Penicillium canariense is the source of this 564-nucleotide messenger RNA. RefSeq names its product cupin domain-containing protein. NCBI's taxonomy places the organism in Eukaryota, Fungi, Ascomycota, Eurotiomycetes, Eurotiales, Aspergillaceae. Bases 1 to 564 code for a protein of 187 amino acids. The transcript has a single exon. The record is from RefSeq and is a predicted model, not a curated record.
AUGCCUGAUCCCAAGAAAAACGACCUGCCAUACAUCCACCGCUACAUUACCACCCAUAGCACCGACGGCGAAGCAGUGUUUGUCUCCCACGCCCAAGUCCCCGACUACAUGCCGUCACGGCCGGCCGGCAACGACGGCGAGAUCGCUCUUUUAUACGCCACGACCAGCGCCCCGGCCAACCUAGACGACGAAGCCGACCUCGCCAUGUACGACGAGUUCCUUCACCAGCCACCGGGCCUCACCACCGACGCAGGAACGGCCUUCCGGAUGAUCGACAUUCGCCCGGGCAAAGUCACGCCGAUGCAUCGGACGGUGAGUAUUGACUACGGAGUGGUGGUGGAGGGCGAGGUGGAUUUGAUCCUGGAUUCGGGGGCCAGCCGACAUCUGCGACGCGGCGAUGUCAGUAUACAGCGGGGAACAGCACAUUCCUAUCGGAAUCGCAGCACGUCGGAAUGGUGCCGAAUGCUGUUUGUGUUUCUGCCCAUAGACAAAAUCACCAUCAACGGAAAGGAAAUGGGAGAAGAGGUAUAUGACGAGCCGUAUGAGAAGCCCGAGGGAGGAUGA